Molecule: messenger RNA, 4572 nt
Organism: Camellia sinensis
Lineage: Eukaryota; Viridiplantae; Streptophyta; Magnoliopsida; Ericales; Theaceae
Source: RefSeq, a predicted model, not a curated record
AUAUUUCUAUGUUCACACACUACAUGUUGAAUUCAAGAACCUUGGAGGAAACUUCCCUUUCCAUCACCACAUGAUAUAAAUAAAGACCCUUAUGUGCAGUAUUAUAUAUAAAGACAUAAGAGAGGCCUCUGAUCUUACAAUCUCUUAUCAAACAAUCUGAUCAAUCUCUCACACCCUCUUUCACCUUCAAUAUACUUCACCCAUCAAAUUCAAACAUGAAGCAACAAAGCAACUCCAUUUUCAUUUUGGGGUCCAUUCUCAUUUUGCUUCUUUUCUGGCAAACAACAUCAGUAAAAGCUCAAGAAGUUGAGGAUGAGAAAGAGUUUGAUUAUGCCAAAGGAAGCGAAAAGGGUCCGGAGCGAUGGGGAGAGAUAAAGGAAGAAUGGGCAGCUUGUAACCAUGGAGAAAUGCAGUCUCCAAUCGAUAUGGUGAAUAGGAGGGUGAAAAUAAUCAGAAAAUCAAGGGAGUUAGUGAGUAAUUACAAGCCUUCCAAUGCAACUGUCAAGAACAGAGGCCAUGAUAUAUCGGUUCAAUGGACUGUUGGUGAAGCUGGAUCAAUUAAGAUCAAUGGCACUGAGUACCAACUCCAACAAGGCCACUGGCACUCCCCUUCAGAGCACUCCAUCAAUGGCAGAAGGGUACAAUUAAUGUUUGUGAAUAAUAAUAAUAAUAAUAGGUAUGCCAUGGAACUGCACUUGGUCCAUGUAAGCCCACAAGAGAACGGAGAGGAUAAGAUUGCUGUUAUUGGGGUCCUCUACAGGAUUGGUCGACCUGACUCUUUUCUCUCUCAGUUGAUGAGGAAUAUAUCAGAUAUGAUUGAUAAGAAGGAAGAGAGACACUCUGGGGUGAUUGAUCCAAGAGAAAUUAAAAUGGGUGGCAAAAGAUAUUACAGAUACAUGGGAUCACUCACUGUUCCUCCUUGCACUGAAGGUGUUGUUUGGACCAUUAAUAAGAAGGUGAUGACUGUUUCAAGAGAACAAGUGAAGUUACUCAGAGAGGCUGUUCAUGAUUAUGCAGAGGAAAAUGCAAGACCACUACAACCACUCCACGAUCGAGAGAUCUACCUCUAUAAGCGCCCAUAGUUUCUAAUAGAGAGCAUAAAUACAAGUAAUUGAUGAAGACAGAGAGUUAUUAAUACACAUUAUUGUUAACAUCCACCUUUCAUUUGUUAUUAUUACUUUUUAUUUUUAUAUUUCUAGCUGGAGGGCAUGAAUACAUAGAACAAGACUCGAAUGGACAUUUUUUUGUGAACUCUAUCCAUGUAUUAUCAUUCUUUCUCAUUUUAAUAAAAACAUUUUGGUGCUUUAUUUAGCCGUGUUAUCCAACUUGUGCUAUUAACCAUAUUUACAUUACAGAUUUAGUGGGCAUUAACAAAAAAUUAAGUUUAGAUAUGCCUUUGCAUAACAAAUCGAGUUUCAACAAGCCAAAUCCUAUUGUAAUUUUCUGCUGAUACUAUACCAAUAUGAUAAAAGUCACUAAUUCGGCCCCCUAUUUUGUGGCACUUACUAGUUAGUUUUUCGAAAAAUGUUUGUUUGGCAACGUUUUAAUUGAUUAAGCUCUAGUCUUAUAACUAAAGAGAUAUGAUAAAAAGAAUUUAUUUUUUAUUUUUUUGUUUUUUUGUGAAGAAGGCAAUUCCCAGUCUAACGUUAGCAUUGCUUGUUCUAAAAUAUUGAAUAGAAAAGAAAAAAAAAAAGUAUUAAACUUAGGCCGAGAUCAACCAUUUAUUUUUAAAGAAAUGAGUUUGGUUGAAUUUUUGGACUAGGAACUAAUUGCCCUUCAGUUAUCUUAAAAAUGUAGGGACCAAUCGAGAUAAAGAUUACAACUCAUCUAAUGGCAGAGAAAUGAAGGGCAGGAGGAAGCAUAUGUGACCAUCUUAUAAUCACUUCAAAAUACUCGAUUUUGUAAUGAGGAUUUUUUUUAAAGAUCCUUAAUAUUAAGAUUUUAUAAGAUAAAUGACAUACAAUACUUUCAAAGUAGUUAAGAUUCUUUAAUAUUUUCAUAGAGAAAAUUCGACUCAGAGAAAUUUUUUCCCAACUUAAAGAAAUUUUGCAAUUUGCAAGCCAACUUGCAAGCAAGUUGCCAUGGCCAAGUUGCCAAAUUGUCCCCAAAAUUGUGUAUCAAUAGGGGUUCAAGAAGGGAACAAAUCAUCAAGUGAGUGAGAAGCAAGAGCAAGCAAGUAAAGAGCAUGAAGCCUUCACCAAGAGUGUUAGAAAGAAAGUGAGGUAAGGUUUGGAGAGAGACAAAGCCUUAUAAUUUCUUUAUUCAGUUUAGUGAAAAUUUCGCUGCCGUAGACUUAGGCGAUAUGCCGAACCACGUAAAUCUUUGUGUAUUCUUUGUUUGGUUUCUUGUUUGUGUUUGUUUGUGGGCCUUGGGCACAACAAAUUGAUAUCAAAGAACCCAGGUUGUGAAAAAAUUGCUCCAAAGCUCUGUUUUUUAAAUCUGUCAUGAAACCAACUUUGUCCAACAAAACUUUUGAAUACACCAAUUGACAAACUCAAUGCACAGUUAGCAGAAGAGUUCGAAAUGAAGGAUCUUGGAGAAGGAAAGAAAAUUCUUGGUACGAAGAUCAAGAGAGAUUGGAAAAAGGGUACAGUUUGUCUGACACAAAAUUAGUAUUUGAAAAAGGUAUUAGAUAAAUUUGGCAUAAAUGGGAAAACAAAAGUUAUGAGUACAUCGUUGGCCCAUUAUUUCAAGCUUCGUGUUUCGAUGUCUUAGAACACAAAAAAGGAGCUCAAGCAUAUGGCUCAAAUUCCAUAUGCCAAUGCAGUUUGUGCAUUGAUGUAUACUAUGGUGUGUACAAGGCCUGAAAUCUCACAUGCUGUUAGUAUGGUGAAUAAGUAUAUGCAUGAUCUACGAAAAGGUCACUGGCAAGCAGUGAAAUGGAUCCUAAGGUAUAUACAUGGCACAAUUGAUUUGGGAUUGAAGUUCUAGAGAGAUUGCAGGCCCAGACAAAAUCUGAUUGGAUAUGUGGACUCAAAUUAUGCUAGUGACUUGGACAAAUGCUGGUCGACAACAAGGUAUUUGUUUACCUUGCUAAAGAACCUGUAAGUUAGAGGUCAAUGCUUCAGCCAACAAUGACUUUGUUUAUUACAGAGGCAGAGUACAUGGCAAUAACAGAAAACAUUCAAAGAAGCCAUUUGGUUACAUAGAUUGGUUGAGGACUUGAAGAUUGUACAGGAGCACGUGGAGGUUUAUUGUGAUAGCUAGAGUGUCAUUUGUUUAGCAAAAAACCAAGUCCAUCAUUCCCGCAUCAAGUAUAUUGAUGUCUAAUUCCACUUCGUCUGAGAAAUAGUAAAUGAAGGGGUUGUUUUGCUUCAGAAGAUUGGUACUAUAGAUAAUCCUGUAGACAUGCUCACUAAGGUGGUAUCCGGGAUCAAGUUCAAACACUUCUUGGACUUCACCAAUAUCUCUUGACAGUAAGUACCUUAAGGUACAAUGCAGUGGCCACUAAAGUUGAAUGGAGAAUCCUCACCAAGGUAGAGAUUUGUCGAAUAGAGUUAACUCAGUUGUUUAACACAUUGAGUUAACUCAGUGAGUUGGUUCAGAUUCUAGAAGAGCAAGUGGGCAAGUUGUAUAUUCUAGAAGCUUGCUAACUUCCUUGCAUAGAUUUUGGAAAGCCAACUUGCAAGCCAACUUGCAAGCAAGUUACCAUGGCCAAGUUACCAAAUUAUCCCCAAAACUUUGUGCAUAAAUAGGGGUUUAAGGAGGGAACAAAUCAUCAAGUGAGUGAGAAGCAAGGGCCUUGGGCAAAACAGGAACAACGAAGGCGAUGAACAUGGAGGAAGAAUUGAAAUGCCAUUGAGAGAUCUCUACACUUAGACUACUGAAAUCAAAAUGAUGUUCCCAAAUCCUAGUCUGUUGGACCUAUUUGCUUGGCUGAGCUACCAUAGGUCGAACUCGAACCUCUCUGGAAACCACCGUGGGUGCAAUGGCUGCACCAAAAGCUAGCUUAGGGAUGCUUUGUUCUCUGCAUUGCAUUUGGGUCUGAAGCCGAGAUAUCAUCGGAACAGUUCAAUGAGAUCAAAACUAGGUUGGAAAAAUCAAAAGUGAAUUUUUUGUGGUUGGGAGGAGGAAUGAAUUAGAACUUGGUGAUGGGUUCGAAGAGAAAGUAAAAAAGAGUGGAAUGGUGGUGACAGAGUGGGUGAACCAAAGAGAGCUACUAGAGCACGAGAGCGUUCAAGGGUUUCUAGUUCACUAUGGUUGGAACUUAGUGUUUGAGAGUAUAUACGUGGAGGUUUCGAUACUGAGGUGGCCAAUGAUGAAGGAGUAACACCUGAAUACGAGGAUGGUGGUGGAGGAUAUGAAUGUGAAGUUGAGGGUGGAGACAUGGAAUGGGUCGAUAAGAGAGUUUGUGAAGUGGGAAGUCUUGAAGAAGAUGGUGAACGAGUUAAUACUAUGGAAGAUGAGGAAGAAGGUAAAGGAGGUAGGUAACACUGUCGUGGAGUGGCGGAUUUUAAUUUUUUGUUGAUGAACUUGAAUGCGAUUCUUACUCUGAAUUUGGAAUUGGAUUCAGAUUUGGGUUUGGAUUGGAGAUCAUGAUCAAAGUAGAAAAAGGGAAAGAAAGGAAGAGAG